Messenger RNA from Dunckerocampus dactyliophorus (ringed pipefish), 2545 nucleotides. RefSeq names its product PR domain zinc finger protein 12-like. Gene Ontology annotation, cellular component: nucleus. The record is from RefSeq and is a predicted model, not a curated record. The transcript is spliced from 5 exons. Gene Ontology annotation, biological process: neurogenesis. Lineage: Eukaryota; Metazoa; Chordata; Actinopteri; Syngnathiformes; Syngnathidae. Gene Ontology annotation, molecular function: histone methyltransferase binding. The coding region runs from base 72 to 1262 and encodes 396 amino acids.
GAACCACUUUCUCCUCUUCCUACUUUCUUGUUUCCCAUCUUCCAGCUGUAUUACUUUAAACCAGGAACAAUAUGGGCUCCGUGCUGCCCGCAGAAGCUUUGGCACUCAAGUCUGGAUUUAAGUGUCCUGCCCGGGCGGUGCUGUCGGACGUGAUCACGUCGGACGUCCUGCACAGCUUCCUGUACGGCCGCUGGAGGAACGUCCUGCAGGGGGGGGAACACCUGCAGGCCGAGGAGCGACACGCCGGCUGCACCAGAACCGCUUUCACCGCUGAGGUGUUGGCACAGUCCUUCGCUGGAGAGGUGCAGAAGUUGUCCAGUUUGGUGCUUCCCAGUGAAGUCAUCAUAGCCCAGAGUUCCAUCCCAGGAGAAGGUCUUGGAAUCUUCUCCAAAACCUGGAUCAAGGCCGGCACAGAGAUGGGCCCAUUCACCGGCAAAGUUCUCUCCCCAGAACACGUAGACUUGCUCAAGAACAACAACCUGAUGUGGGAGGUGUUCAAUGAGGACGGCACCGUAAGGUACUUCAUUGAUGCCAGCCAGGAGGACCAACGCAGCUGGAUGACUUACAUUAAAUGUGCCCGCAAUGAGCAAGAACAGAACCUGGAGGUGGUCCAGAUUGGCAGCAGCAUCUACUACAAAGCUGUGGAGACUAUCCCGCCAGACCAGGAGCUUCUCGUGUGGUAUGGAAACACCCACAACACAUUCCUAGGAAUCCCCGGAGUUCCGGGAACAGACGAAGAGCAGCAAAAGAAGAGCAGAAAUGAUGACUCCCAGUCCUGCGAGUCCAUCUGCUCUCCGCCCUCGUGCUCGUCGUCCUCCUCCGCCUCCGUCCACACCUCAGGCCGCAUGCGCUGCGUCAUCUGCCACCGCGGCUUCAACUCGCGCAGCAACCUGCGCUCGCACAUGCGCAUCCACACGCUGGACAAGCCCUUCGUGUGCCGCUUCUGCAACCGCCGCUUCAGCCAGUCGUCCACGCUGCGCAACCACGUGCGCCUGCACACGGGGGAGCGCCCCUACAAGUGUCACGUGUGCCAAAGCGCCUACUCGCAACUGGCCGGCCUGCGCGCGCAUCAGAAGAGCGCCCGGCACAAACCGGCGCUCGCCGGGCCCGAGGCGGCCGCGCAGGGAUCUCCUCCUCCUCCUCCUCCUUCUUCUGCUCCUCCUGCGGCCGCCCAGCCGAUGGCACCUGUCGUUCGCCAACACCACCACCAUCACCACCAUCCCGUGUCCCUGGUGCACCACAUCCCCGCCUUGGUGCUCUGACCACACACGGCCAAACUAAACAACGUUGCACUUUAGAUGACAGGAGACACUUUGUGUAAAAACUUCAUCUUCAUGUCAUCAAAAACAUCCCGCAAUUGCCUCUUCUACAUGGGCAUCCUGCAAGAUACCACACGUGUGUGGUGCCCCCUGUGGGUUGUGUUCAAAAUGCUCUGUACUUCAUGCCAGCAUACGCGUCCUACACACAUCCUCAAGCUUGUAUCAUCAUUAGACAAAUGGUCAUUGACUUAUUGGCAACUGAUGUUUUGCUCCAUGGCGGCCAUGUUUUUCCAACCAAUUUUGCAUACGUGUGCUCGUCAGCCCCCUAAAGCUAUGUACCAAAUUUUGUGAUGAUUCCCCCUAAACACCCGAAGGUUACGGUAAAUUAAUAACAGCGCCACCGUGUGGUGUAUUUCCCCACACGGUGAAAAACAAAAAAAAAACCCUCACAAGCAGUACAGUAGGGGUGCACGUGUUGACACAUUUUCACCCCUUUGCGAGUACAAGAGUGACACAAACUGCAUGCAGUCAUGACUGUUACUCCUUACUGCGUUUAGCCACCUGUGCCUUUUAUACAGAACUCUUACACACACACAGUCAUCAUGGUACAACUCUGAUACCAUCUCAGAAGCAGGAAAAUUGCCAGGUUGCUGCCGUCAAAUCGCCUGUAAAAGCCGGCUGUUUGGCCUUUAUCGCUGUUCUAUGUGAACGGCACCGUCGGUCGUCCUGGUAUUUUUUUCCAGCCUCUGAGGUAAUAUGAGUGCUGCAACGGAGGCGGGACGACACCUGUUUGAAAAGGUAUCCUGCUGAAGUCUUCUCUCUCUCCUGCAGUGUUGGCCGGACAGAGCGCAGUUCGAGCUAUAGUCUGCUUUGUUGGGUUCUGUGUGAAAGGCAUUAUGCAGCUACUUUGCAGCAUCUCUGCAUGAAAGAGGCUAAAGAUCCGCCUGUCACAUAUUUUCUAUUUAUUCCACAUGUAAACACAUUUCUUAAUUGUUGUGGUGGCAUUUUUAUUGUGGGGCGGGAUGUUUUAAAGGUAUUGUGUGGUGAGGUGCUGCCGCCCCCCAAGUCCUAAUACUCUUUGCACCAUCAAGCCAAGUAAAUAUCCCAAGUUUCCACUGUCAGAUAUGAAACUGUCACUUUAAACUUGACUGAAUGCCCUGAGAAUACGAAGACCUGAAUGAAUGAAUGAAUGAAUGAAUAACACCCACACGCAAAUGUAAACUUGUACGGAGCCAAUUCUCGUGUAAUGCUAAAAUAUGCUAAAUGUACUGUAUGCUACUACUUUA